This is a messenger RNA of Poecilia reticulata (guppy), 1061 nucleotides long. The record is from RefSeq and is a predicted model, not a curated record. NCBI's taxonomy places the organism in Eukaryota, Metazoa, Chordata, Actinopteri, Cyprinodontiformes, Poeciliidae.
UUGAGCUGCAGAGAAACUCCACAAUGACUCCAAAUGUUCUCUGCCUGCUCUUUCUCUUGAUGGCCGACAUGUCUCUGAGUGCUCCAGCUAAAAACGAGGAUCCAGUCAAGGAGACGGCCAACUCUCUGGAAACCAUCCCAAGACCGAGAAUUGAUUUUGAAUCAUACAUCCUUCAAGGAGACAUCGCCAUACCGAAAAUUAGAAACAAGAAUGCAGAUCCGUGUGUUGAGAAAGGCUGCAAGUGGCCCAAACGUGGAAGCUACGUCACUGUGCCGUACUACAUCUCUGAUAGCUAUACUCAAGAAGAACGUAACGUCAUUCUUGGAGGACUCGAGAGCUUUGAGCUGACCACCUGCAUUCGCUUCGUCCCGUACAGGAGCAACGAUCGGGACUUCAUCUACUUCAAAUCAAACGAGGGGUGUUGGUCCUUCGUAGGACGUCAGAGGAGAGGACAGUUCAUCUCCCUGGAUAAAGAUGGAUGUUUGUCCCACCGCACAGUUCAGCAUGAGGUUCUUCACGCUCUGGGUUUCCACCAUGAGCAGGUCCGCUCUGACAGAGACCGUUACGUUUGGAUUUAUCCCCAAAACAUCAAGCCAGGAGCAGAGAACAAUUUCAAAAAAGAAGUGACCAACAACUUGGGAACUCCCUACGACUUCAACUCCGUCAUGCAUUACGGAAAAUAUGCAUUCUCCAAAAAUGGGUUGCCUACYAUCAUUGCCAAGUCYGAUCCUACCUUGAACUGGAGGCGAGCCACUCAGAUGAGUAUCUACGACAUCGCCCGCGUCAACACGCUUUACAGAUGCARAUAAAAUCUCCUGAAGAAACAACAGCCAAUAGUCAAGAAUUGAUCUGCUGCAAGAAAAUUAUCGGCUAAAAGUUAAACUGCAAAAACCAGCCUGCUUUUUAAAAAGAUCUGGAGCCACCUGCUGGUCAAAGGUUGCACUGCAUCUCAUGUUAAUGGGAGUUUUCUCACCCAGAUUCAUUAAAAGCUCUGAUUUGAAUUUGCUUUUUGCUUUUUACUUUGCAGAGAGGCUGGAAUAAAAUCAUGRUUUUGAUUAUAA